Cordyceps militaris CM01 is the source of this 1428-nucleotide messenger RNA. Its product is annotated as monocarboxylate permease. The transcript has 3 exons. NCBI's taxonomy places the organism in Eukaryota, Fungi, Ascomycota, Sordariomycetes, Hypocreales, Cordycipitaceae. Gene Ontology annotation, cellular component: fungal-type vacuole membrane. The record is from RefSeq and is a predicted model, not a curated record. Gene Ontology annotation, molecular function: transmembrane transporter activity. Bases 1 to 1428 code for a protein of 475 amino acids. Gene Ontology annotation, biological process: transmembrane transport.
AUGGCUUCAACCCGAACCGCCACCGCGAGCAUCCGCUUGAAAGACUACGAUGCCGCCACCCUCUCCGCGCCCAUCAACACCGGCGCCGAAGCCACCCACGACUUCACCUUGAACACAUCGACAACGACGCGCCGACGCGGCGCGCAACCACCGCCCCCGCCCACCAGCACAGACGACGACGACGCCGCCAUCAUCGCGGCCUCGCGCGCGCUCGACGAGGAGUGCCCCGACGGCGGCUACGGCUGGGUCAUUGUUCUCAGCGGCGCCAUGCUCAUGUGGUGGGCGUCGGGCACCACGUACGCCUGGGGCGUCGUCCAGCGCACGCUCGUCGAGGAGCACCUGGCCGGCCCGGCCACGCUGUCCUUCAUCGGCUCCCUGCAGGCGUCCAUGCCGGCCUGGUUCGCGGUGCUUGACGCGUUCGUCAUGCGCCGCUGGCUCGGGUCCCGCAGGCUCGCCAUGCUCGGCAUGCUCACCAUGGGCCUCGCCGGCGUCCUGGCAAGCUUCUGCACCGAGAGCGUACCGGGCCUCUUCGUCACGUUUGGCUUCCUCGCGGGUGCGGGCGGCAGCUGCGGCUUUGCCGUCGUCGCGGCCGUGCCGGCGCAGUACUUCAACACCCGCCGCGGGCUUGCCAACGGCCUCAUUUUCGCGGGCAGCGGCUUUGGCGGCGCCACAAACAGCUUCUUCAUGGAUGCCCUGAUCCGCAACCUGGGCAUUGCCUGGGCGUUUCGUGUGCUCGGUCUCGUGACCAUGGCGACGGGUGUGCUCGCCGGCUGGUUCAUGACGGAACGAACAAAGAUUCCUGACAAGCGCUUUGUUGACAUGAAACUAUUCAAGAACACAAACUUUACUCUCCUCUGGCUGUGUGCCGCGGUAGGCAACUUUCCCAUCUUUGUUCCUCCAUUCUUCCUCCCCCUCUAUAGUCAAGCGCUGGGCUUCUCUUCCAGCACCGGCGCCGGUCUCGUGGCCGGCUUCACCCUCUCAUCCGCCAUUGGUCGUAUUAUCUGCGGCUUUUGCUGCGACCGGUUCGGUCCCGUGAACGUGCUGCUGGCGUCCUUGCUGCUGUCGGCCUUUUCUAUGCUUGUCAUCUGGCCAGUCUCGCAGUCCAUCACGCCCCUGGCCAUUUUCUGCAUUCUCAACGGCGUCUCGAAUGGGGGCUUCUUUUCCUGCACGCCCACUGUUGCCACCAGUAUGUUUGGGAGCCAGCGCGUGAGUGUCGUCAUGGGCAUGAUCAUGACUGCUUGGGCGGGCGGUUAUCUCCUGGGCUCGCCUAUCGCCGGCUACCUCCUCGAGGCCUUUGGUGGUGCUAGUGGUGGCCUGAAGGCCUACCGCCCGGCCAUGUUUUACGCAGGCAGCCUGGCGCUGAUUUCUGCCAUUCUAUUGGCAAUUGUGCGCUUCCGCAUUAACAAGAAGUUUUUCGCGGCUGUAUGA